AUGCCCGCUCCUCGCACUCCUCGUCGAACCCCCAACCGUGGGAGCGCGAAACAGAGCUCGUUCAAGGAGAUCAAGCCCCUCGAUCUCGGUGAGCCACUGGGGCCUCAUGAUUCAGCUACAGUGAGAGAAAAGGUCCGCAAGUGGCAGCAACUUGGUGGAGGAGUCGUGAUCGCGCCAGAUGUCGGCGCCAGCAGCGAUGAGGACGAGAAGAAGAGCCCCCCCGGCUCGAAGCUGAAAGAGUCGAAGCAAGCCACGAACAAGAGCCCGGCGGCAAGCAAGGGACCUCACAAGGGGAAAACAACUCCAGAGCCAGUGAAAGCAACUCCGGAACCAGAGAAGAGGACUCGAAGCCCGACAAAGACAAAGACUACGCCGCGGACGACUCCCAAAACUACGCCGAGAACCACGCCGAGAACCACGCCAAAGAAACGGGUGGUCAGCGAUGCCCACUGGAGAAGGAACAGGUCCCCCCCUCCCAGCUCAAGUGCUCCAUCUUCUACGCAUGCCACACCGACCAGACGCAAGGAUGUGUUGCAGAGGUACGAGGAGGCAAAGGAGAAGGCUGCCAGGACGUCUGGUGUCAAGGACAACGAUGGGAUUGCCGUUUAUCCAGGGCCACUACGGGUGCCUGAGCCCCUCAAGGCUGCUUCGUCCGCAUGGAGCUCUGAUGUAGGGUCUUCCGCCGGUGAAGGGACGACAGACUACAGCGGCCGUGAAAAGACCUCAGCAGCCCAGAACCGCACUCCCAAGAGGACUCUAAAGCCGAAUUACUGUGUUAACGACGACAAGCACCGUAUGGGUUCUCCAAGGGGGAAGAUCCAGUCUCCAGACUUCCCUCGAGCAAGCACGCCACGGAAGAAACCACCUUCUCCAAAGCCGGCAGACCCCCCUCCAGAGCCUGCUGCCGCGAAGACUGAGCCUGUACGCAGAAGCGAAAUCAGACCACAUAAUCUGCUAUCAGGUAAUAUCAUCUCCCAGGUCAUAGAUGAGUCGAAGAAGAUGUUUUCCGCUAUGAAACCACCAGAGUCAUCAACACCGCCUCCACCUCCGCCUCAGGGCCCCUCAGUACCUCAUGGAUCCAAAGUCGAGGCGUGGCUAUCAUCCACGGCUGACCCAUUUGUUGAUGACAAGGAUUCCACAACCAGUGUGUCUGCACCCCCGAAGUCUUCAUCUACUAGAUCUUCUCUUCCACGUAAAAACCAUUCGGACGACGAACAUAAGAAGGAAUCGACAAAGAAACAGCCAUCUCCCCAUUCAGGAUCGGACAGCAAAAAGCAACAAGCCAGACCGGUCAAGGGGAAUUACGAUUACUCGGAUGGAAGCGACAGUGACCAAACAUACACGGUGAAAUCAACAUCCCAGGCGCGUGAGUCUAAGUCGGAUCUAUCAGUAGAAAGUUCCACCGAAUCACAGCCUCCUACGCUAAACCGAGAGAAAACUACCAGGUCGCGAGGACGGCUUAGUGCUUCAGCGGAAGCGGAGAGGAUGUCGAUGCUAAGAGAGUCCGUGGAAGAAGCCCUACAGGGAUCCAGCCUGGACAGACCAACUUCUUCAGACGGGUCAGAGGUUUCUGCAGUCGACCGUCCGCCUCCUUUGAUGCUGAAAAGGCCCUUCCCAAGCACGGGUGGCCAUAGACUGUCUACCAUUGCAUCCGUGGACACUGUAACGUCGAGCACCAAUUCCAACACCACUACCAAGGAAGCACCAAGUAAUCCGGCCACUCAGUCCGAACUAUCCCAGCUUGACGAUGAUGCCGUCUCUGAGUCCGAGAAGAGGGACAAGUUCGAUACCGAGUCCUUACCUGGCCCAGCUCAACCUCUGAAGCGUAGACUGACCAAACAUUCGGACUUGAUGUCAGUCUUGUCAAUCCCCGGAGGUAGAAGCCGCAGUAUACGGUCCGCAAGAAGCAUCCGUACAAACAGGAGUCGUCUGGCCAACGCAACCAUAAGCGAUAUCAUGCGCGAACUUGCUUCAGAUGAAGUGAAAUAUAUGCGCGAAUUGAGGACUCUCGUCGGCGGUGUUAUUCCCGUACUCUUGACUUCCAUUCUCUCCAAGACAGACUCGGCCAUUGCAGCUGGCUUAUUUCGCCGCUCAGCCGAUCCAAGCGACCAGGAAAACUUCACCCGGCCCAUUGUAAAUAUGGGAGUUUCCCUCGAGAAGCUCAAAGCGCUUCACAAACGAUUGCCACUUAACAACACCGAAGCACUUUUGUCAUGGGCUGUCAGUGCCCAAAAAGUCUACGCCGACUAUCUGAGUGCCUGGAGGCUCGGAUUUCAAGAUGUUAUCGUCAACCUGGCGCCCCCGGAUCCAGAAGACGCACUCAAAGCUGAAACUCAGAGCUUAUGCGCUGGCAUGGCCCAGGACGAGAAUGGAGACGUAAUUAAUGGUGACGGGGAAAGAGUAGACGUUGCAUUUCUACUGAAACGGCCUCUAGUCAGGCUGAAAUACCUGUCAAAGACGUUCAAGGGACUUAACUAUGUCCAGCCAUCGCCCAAGGCAGAGGAAGUUGCGGACACUUACCAGUCUUUGGUCACAGAUGCUCGACGGAGGGCAAACGAGGAGCGCUCCAGACUGGAAGAUGAUGCUGCAGCGAGCAUCGAUGAAACAAGAGCACGCGAUAUACAUACUCUCGCUGUCCUUAAGAACGUGGAAGUCAACCAAACCAGGAGAGUUCGUGCCCGCGACUUUUUCGACCUCUCAUUGCUGCAUUCGACUGGUCAGCAAAUCGACUGCCGGGCCGAAUUGCUCUUACGAGAUAACCCUCCUGGUGAAGCUCCUGGUGGUGAUCUCUUUAUAUGCGAGGUUGACGAGACCGAUCGCUGGCUCCUCUUCCCUCCAAUUGAUUGCACCUGCAUCUCGGCCCGGAAUGGGGAUGGAAAAGGAGAGAUUGUACUCAUGGUUCGCGCAUCGGUGGGGAAUUCAACAGAAUGGUAUGAACUACUGUCCUUCACCACGGACGACGAGCAGAUAGGCUUCGAAUGGGUGCAGAUGAUAGGUCUGAAUCCUGUUCCCCCGAAGAUAAACAGGUCUCUUAGCUUCAUUAACCGCGCUAAGGAGAGGAGAGAGCGGCUUGCACUCGCACGUCAGGAGAAAGACGGCGAUGCCAUUGCCAUCCAUGACUACGACCCUUCCGAGAUCGAUGUUCCAAUCGGCGAAAAGGCUACUGUGGUUGGUGAGGACCUUCAGCAUGACAGAGAUCCCGUGGACAACAAGUAUCCAGCUGCUUCUCCAUCAACACCCUCGCGCACUCUCAGGUUAGACACAACACAGGGCCUGGACGAGGCUAUGGAUUUAGCAAGCAAUGUGUCACCGGCCCUCAAGAGAUCCAAGGCAAAACGACGGUCCAAAUACGAUUAUGCUUCUCCUACCAGUCCAGCCUCGUCUGGAAUCCAAACGCCGGAUAGAGAAUCUUCCAGACCACCCUCCCCUCUUCUUUCAAGAGGAUCAGAAAAUCGUGGCCGUGAUAGAACGCCCUCACCCACAACUCCAACGCCCAGUGGUGGAAGCAAACAAUCGAAACGCCCCAUUGCAUCUCUGGUGCAACCUCACGGGCGUCGCUCCCUAUCUCCUGUACCAUCUUUGGAAUUCCCUACAAUCCCCAAACUAAGGAAGAGUUCUCCCAAGAAUUCACCGCCUACAUCCCCCAAGAGCAUCCCCCUCCCAGCGUCUCCAAUUCGAAAGCAAAGUGAAGAUAAACUGGAACAAACCCCAACCGGCAAAGGGAAGAAAUCUCCAAACAAGGGUGAAAAAUCAGUAGUCUCCGAUGAUGAGCAAUUAUUGGGCAAAGACCCUCCUCCCACUCCGCCAUCACACCGCACCCCUAGCCCCGCAUCGCCAAAACAGUUGAAGACCCCUAUUAUUAGUCCUCCCGCACCCCCGUAUGCUCGUCACCGACGAACGUCAUCGCCGCUCAAGCACGAAUAUGCGCCUUCGAGUACCUCGGAAUCGUCUGGGUCUGAUACAAGCUCUAUUCAGCGUUAUGAUGUUGAUUCAUCAUCUGAUACAUCGGAUGAAGAACUGGAGGAUGAAGAUAUCCCAGCCCCAUUACCACCUACUACACGCCGCGUUUCCAAACGCGUAUCUCACCCUGAAUCAGCGGACGAUAUUCCUACGGUGGAGGCAGGCAGCCCAGUGGGAUCCGCGGACCGAUCUCCACCGAAAUCCAUUCAUAGUUCACCACAACGGGCCUCUAAAACUAUCGCGUCUAUAUUUUACUGGCAUGACAAAGGGUUUUGGGAGCCGCUUCACGCUAACGAGUGUAAUAUCAUUGUUACUCCGGGCUUAAUUGAAGCGUUCGAGAUGAGCCAUGACCACUCCCGCCCACCCAGUCGAGACAAUGGAUCAGUCGCAGAUUCUAUAGAGUUAUCUCACCGGCCAUUAGUUGCGCUUGAACUGACGCCUCUAGUGCCAAUCCGACGUGGAACAGCCCUCGACAUCAGUAUUCGUUCUCCGCCAACUGCGCAGUCCAAAAUCUCCUCUGGAAGCAACAUUAUGUUCCGAUCCCGUAACCCGGAUGACUGUGAUAGGCUAUACAACCUCAUAAAUCACUCUCGUAUCAACAACCCAACCUAUAUUGCCUUGCAGAAUGCCGUGCCGUAUUCGAGCCAACCAAACUCGCUUUCACGGCAUAAUUCUACUCGAUCAAAUAAAGGUGGCGGUUGGUUUAGCUGGUAUGGUGGGUUCUCAAAGAGCAGCUACCGUGCGUCUACUGCACCACCAGCCUCCUUAGCAGCUGGAACAGAGAGCAGCGUUGGCACAAUGUCUAGUGCUAUCUCCGCACUUAAACGUUUCGGCGUUGGAAGCAAAAUGUUCAGCAUUGCAAGGUCUACCCUUACAUCCCGGAAUGGUAGUCGGGAUGACACAAGCCUCUAUACCACCUCAACAGGUUCAGGAUCGGGCCAACGCUUCCCUUCAAACGCAGAGGCUGCACACAUGGCAGCAGAAGGCGGAAUUGGCCUAGCCAAUGCCAAGAUACGACUGUAUACGCGGGAGUCGGCAGCAAAAUGGCGAGAUCUGGGGGCUGCAAGACUUACCAUUCUACCCGCGGACACUGUAACUUCAAACUCUCCACCAAAUUAUCCAGAUGACCAGGAGCCCAGCGGCAAUUCAAGUCCCUCUUUUGGUUCAAAUGCAGAUACUGCAGGCCCUCCGCGUACCCCUCCCUCGUCUGGUAUGUCGGGUGCACAAGUCAAGAAUGAAAAGCGAAUUCUUAUUCGAAGUAAGUUGAGCGGCGAGACGCUGGUUGAUGCAUGCCUAGGUGAGAGCUGCUUCGAACGGGUCGCAAGAACCGGUAUUGCAGUAUCCAUCUGGGAAGAGUAUGAUGGCAUCGCAAAGGAAGGCGGUGUUGUUGGUGGAUGCUUCAAGGUGUACAUGAUUCAAAUGAAGAGCGAGGCGGAGGCUGCAUAUACGUUUGGUCUUGUCGGCAAAUUGAGAUAUUAA
Microsporum canis CBS 113480 is the source of this 5439-nucleotide messenger RNA. RefSeq lists its product as hypothetical. The transcript has a single exon. Bases 1 to 5439 code for a protein of 1812 amino acids. The record is from RefSeq and is a predicted model, not a curated record. NCBI's taxonomy places the organism in Eukaryota, Fungi, Ascomycota, Eurotiomycetes, Onygenales, Arthrodermataceae.